Messenger RNA from Pocillopora damicornis (cauliflower coral), 1738 nucleotides. RefSeq lists its product as uncharacterized. Lineage: Eukaryota; Metazoa; Cnidaria; Anthozoa; Scleractinia; Pocilloporidae. The record is from RefSeq and is a predicted model, not a curated record.
AGCUAUUUCACUGCAACUUAGCGGAAGUUAAACGCUUCGAUUCAUUUAGCGAAUGAUGACUGGUCAUCAACGUGAAGUUGCUAAAAGUAAAUUAAUCGCCAUUGCGUUUGUUCUUUUGCAGGUAUCACACCUCCCAUCUCUAUUCGAGCUUUUAACAUCGGCGUUUGGUUAUUUUUUCUGUGGUACUUUUAUCUUUUUCUCCAGUACUGCUUCGAAUUUUAUAAGCAGUGCAAGUAAGUUUAUGGCAAAUUCGUCUUUGUAACCUAUAAAAAAUUUAUCUUUGUGGCUGAACUUUGUGUCCGACGCCCCUCCAGUGACUUGAUCCUUAUUUCUGUAAAAAUAGAACCAAACAUGACGCCGGUGCUAAAGACAUGACGUGGCACGGAGACACCACACAAAGCUGUAAUUGAAGUGUAACAUGUUCUUACGAAAUCAAUUACUUAUCUAGCAAGCAAGAAAAUGAUGAGAUAUUAAGGAAAACCUAUCCGCCCAGAGUAUUAUCUUGACGCAGUACCAAAUUCUCUUUACUAACUCACAAAGGAAAGUAUGCCCGGGCAAUUGGACGCAAGAAGUAAGAAACAGACUUCGGGGAGUAAACAAGCAAACUAACAAUGCUCUCUAUAAACAGGAUUAGUUACUCUCCUGGUUGGUCGGCGAAAGCGGAGAAGAUGGGACGCAGUGUUUGUCUCGCUCCUGAACUAUCUUACAUCGAUAGCAGUCGCCAGUUCUGCUGUGAAAUUGUCAGUCAGCCCAGCAGCGAACCAGCCAAACAAAUUCCUGAGUCAAAGCCAGGAACAGUAUCUCAUCCCCAGAUCUGUCCUCAAGAUGAAUCAAACCAUGCCCAUGUUAGCUUCACGCUGUUCAAACCCCUCAGCAUGAGUAACAAGCCUGUGUCCCAUGUCCACGGUUUGAUCAACCUGUUGCUUGUAAAGCGACAAAGACGGGAUUUUAUUGGACCCAGGUCACCACUGUCUCCAUUUACGCUAGCAGGUCCCCUGAACCACAUCCCUCCAUACAGCACCGUGAUGGACCUGGCACUAGCACAGCGCCAAAGGCGAGAUCUCAUGGGCCCCAGGCCUGCUUUGAAUCAAUUCCUGUUUGCAGGUGAUUUAAUUGAAUGAUCUUCAUUGUGUAUGAAGGAAAAUCGAACUUUUUGUAAAUAUCUUUAAGCAUUGAAGCAUCAGCGCAAUACAUUUGGGAGACAGCUUAAUGCUUAGAGAUUUCAUGGGGGAUAAACUGAUCGUUUUUGUGCUGUUUUCCGUGUGCUAGAUUUGCAGCUGGCAGCAGAGUAAAAUAACGUAACACAAAGAAACAUAACGCAACACUACGUAACGCUUCAAAAUGUAAAUGCGCGCAUUAUUCGAACAACUAAUUAACAUUUUCUUUUCUCUUUUCAGAUGAUGCUCUUGAUUAAGACUGAUACGUAGCAGAUUCUGCAAUUGUGUUGAAAGUUUUAUGUGUUUAUUACUUUGGUGCAAACCUUUGUAAAUCCAAAUCAAUAAACCACUGUUUGAUACAAUGUCUCUUAAUGACUUUUUAGCUUCUCUCUUUCAUCAUCAUUUUAUCCCAAUAAGAAGCAAAUUAAACACCACGACUGUUCUGGAAGAAUCUUCUUUCAAUAUGCAUGAUCAAAGAGUUACUCCGUGGCAAAGACUAAGAUACAACAACGUACUUUUUCAAGAGAAUAUCAACGGUUGAUAUUCUCUAGACUUUUAAUAUGCAAUCAAAAGUUUGAAGU